AUGUCUGUAUCAAGAACAUCAGUAACAUUAUUUCAGUGCAAUCAACAUACUCAACAAGAAUUCAAGACUCACAGAAGUGAACUGCCUGAUUUUCUUCUCCGCGCAGAAAUGGGGAUUUUCAGGCUAGACACAAAUGGAUUGCCAGAACUGACCCCAACUUUGGCCCCUGGUGAGACUACUAUUGUGGCGGUCGGCUUUGACGCUACCGAUCUGACGGGAAUAGUUAAACAGAAAGGAAUCGCCGUCAGUGUCCCUUAUGCGUUCACAGUAGACGACGUUCAGAAUGUCGUCCAUGCUGUGCUCUAUGAUUCGUAA
Cooperia oncophora is the source of this 315-nucleotide messenger RNA. NCBI's taxonomy places the organism in Eukaryota, Metazoa, Nematoda, Chromadorea, Rhabditida, Trichostrongylidae. The record is from the annotation of a GenBank genome assembly.